CUGCUAACCCUAACAGCCUGACACACACAGGAGACUAUACGCCAAGGGACACAUCCUCUGCCUUGGAGUCAUGACCAAAGAGAUUGAGACUCUGGGAUUGGGCAUUCAAAACGAGAACUUUAACUACCAGCGUUUCAGUAACCUCAUCAUGGACUCCUGGGCCUACACAGACAACUUGCUCUCCUACGAACAGACCAAGACACCCAAAGAACAGAAAGUAGUGCCAUGUAGCAGAAACAGCAGUACGUACAAGCAACCCGACAGGCCAUUGACUAGUUCCUCCACCGAGCUGGUCACCCUGGAGGCGCCCGUCAACAUAAUGAAGCUACUGUCCGAGAACAUUUCCUCUAGCCACCCCCAUGAGGUGAUGGACAUCAACAACAAGCUGUCAAACCUCUGCUCUCCCGCCAAUCCUCAAAUCGCCGGCCCCUUGACUUCCGGCACUGACCACUACGACAAGCAGGUCAUCAACAACAUCUUCGACUCCCUGCUCUCCCAGAAAUGGCCGACAGAGACCGCCUUCCCCGAGGCCUCCGCUGAGGUUCUACCCUUCAGUGAUUCUUUUCCGGAGCAGUCCAGCCCAGUUUACUCUGACUCCUACACCAACUCCCCACCAGAGAAGUACAGGAACGACUUCCAAUUCAUCUUAGGAGCCCCUCAAGCCUCCCAGCACAAGUCGGCCGAGCUGCCGAUGGUCUACCUCAACAAGGGCCAAUUCUACCCCAUCUCCCUCCAGGGGGUGGAAAGCCUUUCCACCAAUAAAGUCAAAACGGUGGUCAUGGCUGUGUUUGAAAACGACAAGAGCGCGGAGAUACAGCUGAGGUGCUGGAACCACUGGCAUGCGAGGCAGCCAACUGUCAAGCAGAGGGUCAUUGAUAUCGCCGACUACAAGGAGGUGUUCAGUGGGAUCAGCCACGUUGAGGAGGUGGCUUUCAAUGCUCUGUCCUUCAUCUGGAACCCCAACGAGGAGGCCAAGGUUUAUAUUGGCAUCAACUCUCUGAGCACCGACUUCUCCUCUCAGAAGGGCGUAAAGGGGCUCCCUCUGAACCUCCAGAUCGACACCUACGAUUUCAGCACCGGUACCAACCGCCUGAUCCACAGAGCCGCCUGCCAGGUGAAGAUCUUCUGUGAUAAGGGCGCAGAGAGGAAGAUGAGGGAUGAGGAGAGGAAACGAAGCAAGAGGAGAGGAAAGACCACCAUUGACUCUGGCAACAACGGCAAGAAGUCAGUAGUGUCCAGCUCCAUGGGGAGUGACAGCACCUUCUUCAAGACCCUGGAUGACCACGUGACCAACCCUGUCCUCUUCAUCCCAGAAAUUCACCUGUCUAACAUGCAACGCUGUGGCCUGGCGCCACCCACGACACUAGAAGAAGUGGAGAGGAACUCACUGAAAAGAAUGUACCCAGAUAGGGUAGAACCGGUCAGCGUUAGCCCGCCUCCAAGCAAACAGACCCGAUGGGACGAGAAACAGCGAGUUCUCCUCUACGUGAGAACAGCGACCGAGGAGGUGUUUGACGCCCUCAUGCUCAACACCCCAACACUGAAAGGACUGAGGCAAGCGAUAUCUGAAAAAUAUUGCAUGCAAGAGGACACCAUUGGGAAAAUCUACAAGAAAUGCAAAAGAGGGAUUUACGUCAAUAUGGAUGACAACAUUAUCGAGCAUUACAGCAACCACUCAGCAUUCCUCAUAGAGAUCUCUGAAGUCAUGGGCGGUCAGUUUCAGGUGACCCUCAUGGAGUUAUAAAGAAAGGUUGGCCAUAUUCUAUGUACAGCCCACCCACUGGAAAUGUCUAGCCAAUCAAACUGCCUGCCGAUAUCAACCAAUCAAGCACUGCCAUUUGAGAGACUCUAUUGGCCAGGCCAACAGGAAAAAAGACCAAUGGAGCAAAAUAAGACAAGCUUCACUAGUUCCACAAUCAAACUUCAGACCAAAUCACUGCCUCUGUAAAUACAAUUUCACUUCCUUGUAAUUUUUUUCCUGUGGUAAAUAUUGUAAAACAUGUGAGUGAUUAUGAUAAAGAUGUUGUACAUACUUAAUGUAAAUAGAAAUAAAUAUAACAUAUGAGUUGUCAUUGAAGAGAAAUACAUUAGCGCUACCCAUUUUUCACCAACAUACUUAUUUCAAUUUCAGCUGCUUGUCAUGUGCUUAUCAUUUCUUCCAAGUGAUCACAAACAAUGGAAAUGGUGCCAGUGUAUUGCAUUAUAAUGUAUAUUUUUUAUUUUUUACUUCUUAUGUUUGCUGUAAAAGCACUGCCAAUAGUAUAAUGCUUCAGCCUGCCUAUUAUUUUCACACUCUAGAAAUGUCCAAACACAGGGUCAUUUCUAGAACCGAAGUCUCACAUUUCCCAGUGAGUAUUGCCUUCAUAAAAUCCUGAUCGGCACUCUCACAGUAGAGGACUGCAUACAUUUCUGGGUCGUAUUGUGUGACAAUGUAGUUUUUCGUAAAGCCACUGCCAUUGAACUAUGUGGUCCCUUAUCAACUCCUGUCAAAAUCUUUCAUUUAAGUUUUUUUUGAAAAGGCUUUUGGUUUUUACUUUGUUUCUGCAACAUUUCAGUGCUGUAGCUACAGUGUGUCCCUGUACUAUAUGUUAUGAUUUUAUUACGGCAAUUCUUUUGUAUUGAUACUUGUAGUUGUUGGUUUUUUUUCACAA
Molecule: messenger RNA, 2651 nt
Organism: Esox lucius (northern pike)
Lineage: Eukaryota; Metazoa; Chordata; Actinopteri; Esociformes; Esocidae
Gene: grhl3
Product: grainyhead-like transcription factor 3
Exons: 15
Coding region: 71-1744 (557 amino acids)
Biological process (GO): regulation of transcription by RNA polymerase II
Cellular component (GO): nucleus
Molecular function (GO): DNA-binding transcription activator activity, RNA polymerase II-specific; RNA polymerase II cis-regulatory region sequence-specific DNA binding
Source: RefSeq, a predicted model, not a curated record